Stegastes partitus (bicolor damselfish) is the source of this 1097-nucleotide messenger RNA. RefSeq names its product bile acid receptor-like. NCBI's taxonomy places the organism in Eukaryota, Metazoa, Chordata, Actinopteri, Pomacentridae. Gene Ontology annotation, biological process: negative regulation of inflammatory response; negative regulation of transcription by RNA polymerase II; positive regulation of transcription by RNA polymerase II. Bases 1 to 759 code for a protein of 252 amino acids. Gene Ontology annotation, molecular function: nuclear receptor activity; RNA polymerase II cis-regulatory region sequence-specific DNA binding. Gene Ontology annotation, cellular component: RNA polymerase II transcription regulator complex. The transcript is spliced from 7 exons. The record is from RefSeq and is a predicted model, not a curated record.
AUGGCGAGUGCAGCCAGACCGUACUGUAGCACUGACCCUGUGGAGGCUUUGUCUGCCAGUUUAACCAGAGAGCAGAAGCACAUCGUGGACAGGAUGGUGGAGGCUCAUCGGCUGUACAGAGCUCAGGACGGCGCCGGAUGCAGGCUGUUUGAGUGGCCGUGCACAGAAGAACAGGAGGUUCUGUCUGACGUCGUGUCGCCUCUCCUACAAAGACUGCUGCAGUUUGCCAGGACGGUUCCAGGGUUUGACCUCCUGGACUUCUCUGAUCAGAGCUCUCUGCUGUCCGUCUCCUCUCUGGAGGUGAUGUUCCUGCUCUCAGCUCAGCAGUUCUCCCACAACCCCACAAGCCCAAGUCCAGCUCUGCAGCUUUUCAGUAUGUCGACACACAGCUGGUUCAGAAAUGUCGAGUCAAAGGAAAACAUCUACAGCAGGAUCAACUCAGGAGGCGGUGAGGAUCUGUUCGGGCCGGUGCUCAACUUCUUCCACAGCAUGGCGGCGCUGCGGGUGACGGAGGCCGAGUACACGCUGCUCACGGCCACAGCUCUGCUCUGCUCAGACCGGGCGUCCCUGCAGGCAGCCAGCUGUGUGGAGAAAAUGCAGGAACUGAUCCUGGACCUGCUGUCCAGGGUGUGUGGGGCCUACGCUGGAGCCGCACGAGGGGGAGCGCAGAGGUUCGGCCGCCUGCUGGGCAGACUGACGGAGCUCCGAACCCUCCGGCACAACUACCUCCUCCUGACGAGACAGCAGCCUGGACACUGACAGAGAGGACUUGCAGGGAGCGAUAAAAACCUUUCAUCUCUGGUGGGGGAUGGUUGUAUGGUUUAACUUCAGUUCAAGGAGUUACUCGUACAAACGCUGAUACCGACGGGACAGUUUUGGAUCAACCUUCUUGAUAAAACUGACACAAAAGCCUUUUUCUAAGUCCAGUUCUGCAGUCACAGAGUUUUUGCAUCUAGUAGAACUGAAACGUGCUCGUUGGACUGCUGUACUUUGUUUGAGCAAAGAUAUUUUUAUAUUGUCUUUUUAUACCCGUAUACGUGCACACUCACAGUACUUCACACUUUGCUGAGUAACUUUGAAAUAAAGCGAAAACUGAA